UCGGGACAGGAGAGGGCGGGUCGGGACGAGGCGGGGCGGGGCGGGGCGGGCGCGGGCAAGGCAGUGUACGCCAGGUGGUGAAGAAGACAGGUGAAGCAGCCAGAGACGCCUCAUGAAUAUCAGCGCAGGGAGGAUGUCAUUCCGGGACAAGGGCGUGAGGAAGGCGUGCUGGGACUCCAGGGACCGCUACUGGGCCUGCCUUGACCUGCCGGGCAUCCAGCGGGACCAUUGCCUGGAGCUGCGCCGCCUGUACGAGCUUGCCUGCCCCGGACACUGGGUGAAGCACUUUGACCGCAAGCGUCAGUACAUGGAGUUCCAGGAGCGAAUACACUCGGUAGGACUACGGGAGCCAGCCACACUGUCGUCGUGCCCCGCCCUUGACACGCCCCUCACCAGAAGACACCGCGUCUACAGCGAGGUCGUCUUCACCUAGCGUUCGCCUCCUGCUGCUUCGCCUCACGUACAGAAACGACCACGGCGCCCCACAGCCCCGCGUAGCCCGCACACCACACCUGAGCUUCCAGGACUAGCGCUAGAUGGCGUGGCGUCAGUACCCAAGCCAUUAAUACCAAAUCUGUCUUCACGUGUUUCCAAAUUCUAGACAAAUGCAGGGAUUCCUAUAGAUACAAUACAGGGUGAUUAUUCAAGCAUGAGUCUUCUGUCCGAGGCUCCACCGCGUAUGGUGGAUGUCUCGUGCAGCACUGUAUGCGCCCCCGUAUCGCUUCGCCUCUUGUAAUACAUAGUGUGACCAGCAAGCCAGCAGGUAGUGAGUGAGCUCCGCUGCUACACAGUACAUAUUAGUCAUUAGUCUACUACUACCACCACUACUACUACUACUACUACUACCACUACUACUACUACUACUACUUCUUGUUCUACUACUACUUCUACCAGUACUUCUACUACCACUGCUACUCUAAUUAAUAAGGCUUUUACCACUUCCAUUUCUAUUACUACUAUAAUUUCAACGUUCAAUAGCUCCACUAGGUUAAGGAUAUAGGACAUAAUAUAGGCUACUUUUGUGUUUAAAAUAAUGUGCACAUAUAUUUUUUAACGAUAUGGAAUGUAUUUUUCUUUUUUCGUCUUUUUACUUUACAUUCACGUUCCCGAGGCACCUUCGAUGUACUGCUUCCCUCCUGUGCUUCCCUGAGGUUACUGGGCGGCUCAGCGCGUGUGUGCAGUCCCCUUAAGGCUCGUGUUUUUGUGAUAUUUGACAAGCUCCGCCGCCCCUCUCCGCUGACAUGCCCCUGGCGUGACGAGCAAGGAUGCGGGGCGGCGGGGGCGUGGGAAGGCUGGUGGGGGGUGAAUCUCCACUACGUCACGCCAAGGCCUCCUUCCCGGAGGCCUUGGCGGGGCAGGGCGUGGGGGCGGCCAGUGCCAGGCCAGUGCCGCAUCCCCGCGCCCCGUACGGCGCGCCGCAGCCUUCCUCACCUAUGAGGGUUCAUGGCUACACCAAAUUCUGUAUCCGUUCCGUUAACGGGUCGCUGAGCUGCAAGAGAGUGUGAGCUUUGCAACACACGGCGGGUGUUGCCACUGCCGGAGUGUUGAGGACACGCAGGGGCGCCCACCCCGCGCCGCCUGGUGUUAGUUCUUAUUCACUAAACAAUAUUUGUUUUGUCACAUUACCUAUUUCUACGUCAUACCAUUGUAUGACACUGGCGUCCUGCUGGCCAACCCGGCAAGGCUCGCUGUGAUGGCCAGCCGUCACCACGACAUCACCACCACCUCCACCACAGCGGGACACUCGGCUGCGUCAUCUUCCCGUCACCGGUCUCUGCAACGGUGGAUCCAAUAAUUUCCAAAAAUAUAAGACAAAGGCAACUUUUUUUUUCAUGUAAAAAUACAGACACAAAAAUGUUCUAUUGUUGGCCAUAUAUUUUGAUUCAUUGCCAAAAUAAAGCAUAUGUGAAAAC
Scylla paramamosain (green mud crab) is the source of this 1913-nucleotide messenger RNA. RefSeq names its product cytochrome c oxidase assembly factor 6 homolog. The record is from RefSeq and is a predicted model, not a curated record. The transcript is spliced from 5 exons. Lineage: Eukaryota; Metazoa; Arthropoda; Malacostraca; Decapoda; Portunidae. Bases 113 to 433 code for a protein of 106 amino acids. Gene Ontology annotation, biological process: respiratory chain complex IV assembly; mitochondrial ATP synthesis coupled electron transport. Gene Ontology annotation, cellular component: mitochondrion; respiratory chain complex IV.